Galleria mellonella (greater wax moth) is the source of this 4702-nucleotide messenger RNA. RefSeq names its product transcription factor BCFI-like (gene Gata-beta). The transcript is spliced from 9 exons. Gene Ontology annotation, molecular function: zinc ion binding; DNA-binding transcription factor activity, RNA polymerase II-specific; RNA polymerase II cis-regulatory region sequence-specific DNA binding. The coding region runs from base 411 to 1913 and encodes 500 amino acids. The record is from RefSeq and is a predicted model, not a curated record. NCBI's taxonomy places the organism in Eukaryota, Metazoa, Arthropoda, Insecta, Lepidoptera, Pyralidae. Gene Ontology annotation, biological process: cell fate commitment; positive regulation of transcription by RNA polymerase II; negative regulation of transcription by RNA polymerase II.
CAUUAUAUGGGCGUGAUACAUGGACAAUGAAGCAAAAAGACAGAAAAAGUUACGAAUGAAAAAGACUUAAAAGGGCUGAAUGAGAAAAGAACAUUAAUAAAAACAAUAAAGCAUAGAAGAGGCAAAAUGCUGAGUCAACUUAUAUAUUUUUUAAAGAGCAUAGUAGAAGGAAAAGUAGAGGACAAAAGGGGAAAAAGAAGACCGAGGAAUAACUAUUAUGGGACAGAUAAAGGAAACACUAGGUAUUAUGUCGUAUAGGGAGGUCAAGGAUAUGGCCUGGGAUAGAGCUGGCUGGAAGAGAAUGCAUGAGUUAGUUGCACCGACAAGAGGAAACUCUUAAACGUAAUGAGAGAGAAGGCGAAGCGGAGUGCGGCGGGGAGGGCGGCGGCGAAGCGGAGAGCCCGCCCCCCAUGGCGCCGUUCGGCUACGCCCACCCGGGGAACCUGUCGCCGUCCCACUCGCGCAGUUAUCAGGAGCUGCGGCCGGCAGCGGCACACGGCCGCGACAUGCAGACUUAUACGCACUUCGACGAGUCGCUGUUCAAGCCGGCGCCGGCGCCGGCGGCGGCGGCGGGCGGCGGCUCCACUGACGGCAUGUACUUGCGCGGCCGCAGCCCCGAGCUCAGCCCCUCGCCCGAGCAGCGCCGCGACGACUACCGCCACUACGAGGCCUACCCUGCGCCGCCGGCCUACUCGCAUGAACACCACCACCACCACAUCGAUAGCGGUGGCGGCGGUGGAGGCGGCGGCGCGGUGUACGGACGGUGCGCGUACCCCGCUGGUUCGUCUUACUUUGGCAACGGAACUGAGCUCGCAGCGCAGCCACAGAUAUGGAGUUCUAGCGCAGGAGCAGAAGUGACAGGAUACGGUGCGAAUCCGCUCGCAGGUGGCUCUCCCACGUACGGAGGCGGCGGCAGCGGCGCGAACGCUGGCGUGGUGCUGGCGGAGGAGUACGCGGAGGCCGGCGGCGCCGGCGGCGCUGGCGGCGCGGCCGGCGCGGCCGGCGCGGCUGAUGCUGGCGGCGGCGCGCUGCCCGCCUUCAGCGCGCGCUUCGGCGGAGCGUUCGCGUGCGCCACGUCGCGCCCCUCCACCGUGUACGGCGCGCCGGCGCUGGCAGCCAACGCGUACGCACAGGACGUGUGGGGCAUGGACAACGGUCGUCGGCCGCAAUUGUCAGCCGCUGCCAGUCUCUCAGCCAUCGAGAUGGCGGAGUUGUUCACGGAGGGGCGUGAGUGCGUGAACUGCGGGGCGAUUCACACGCCGCUGUGGCGGCGCGACGGCACCGGCCACUACCUGUGCAACGCGUGCGGCCUCUACAACAAGAUGAACGGCAUGAACCGGCCGCUGAAGCAGCCGCGGCGGCUGGUACGUCAGCGGCACGCCGCGCACGCGCUCUCCGCGCCCGCCCACGACAUGGGUUCUAAACGGCCGGGGAUGUCGUGCAGCAACUGUCACACGACCACCACGUCGCUGUGGCGGCGCAACGCUCACGGCGAGACGGUCUGCAACGCCUGUGGCCUCUACUACAAGCUGCACAGCAUUAACCGGCCUAUAGCCAUGAAGAAGGAUUCUAUACAGACGCGGAAACGAAAACCAAAGAACACAAUGAAAUCAGAGAGAAAUUCCAAAAAUGCAGCCCUCAUACGCAAAAUGGAAAAUUUAGUGGACGUCCACCACGUAGGCGCGGGUGUAGGCGUGGGCGCGGAGGCGGCCGCGGGCGGGCCGCGGUCGCCGCUCGCCAUGAACUACUACGUGCAGCAGGCGCUCAAGCUGGACGAGCCGCCGCCGGCGCACUCGCACCCCGCGCUCUACGACGACGCCGACUACCGGCGCGCCGCCGCCGCCGCCGCCGUCGCCGCCGCCGAGCCCGCCGAGCGCCUCGACCGGCCCACGGUCGUGUCCAUGGGCAGUUGAGUGGCCGCCGCCCGCCGCCGUCUCCGAGCUGCGCAGCCGGCGCGCGGCCCUCCUAGUAGAAUCUCAGUCGGUUAAGUUUUUUUAGUUUAAUAAAGUCGAGUCCGACGAUCAGUCGUUGCUAGUUGACCAAAUCGCGGGAGGGCGCGCCGCGGGCGGCCGCGACGUGCAGGGCGCGGCUGCCGAGCACCUCGCGGCUCGUAUCUCCCGGCGAGUCUAUUUAUCGUAAUGUUACUGUAGUUGUAUGUGUCGAUGCACAGUGCACGCAAUGAGUUCGAGCUCUGCUACUGUAUUGCCCGCGACGCGGUGGUGCUCUCGAUCUUCAACGUUGUCGGUUUAUCAUCGCGAUGUACGCGCGUGAUUGCGCACAAUAAAAUAAUCUGUUACCAAAUGUUUUAUAUCUCGAUAAACUAUAAGACUGUACUGUACCAUUCCUAGCGUGUUGCGUUCCUAGCAUAACGAAUAUUAUCUAGUUGUGUAAUGUAGUCGUCACUUAGUGUGUAAGAUGUGCCGACGAGGCUCCAUGACCAGCUUUACGCUGUUUUUUUUUUCUAUUUAAGAGAAUGCAUCAAUUAGUCGUCCCGAAGUAAUUCAUGCAUUCUCUUCCAGCCAGCUCUCUUCCAGAUCAUAUCUUUGACCUUCCUAUACGACAUGACGUCUAAUGUAUCUAUUAUCUUUUCUAUGUAGUUAUUUCUCGAUCUUCUUCUUCUCUAUUUUGCCUCUUCUAUUCUCUACUAUUUUCCUUGUUUAUUCUCAUUCACCCUUUUCAACACUUCUUCCUUCGUCACUAUUUCUGUCCAACUUAUCUUUUCCAUGCUUCUUCUUAUCGACAUUUCGGAUGCCUCAAGCAUCGUUCUUUCCUUUUGCGUCAUUGUUCAUUUUCCAUACCUAUACAAUGCUAUGGUCCAAAUGUAAUGUUAUUUACAUAUUAUUAGCAAAUAAUUCUAGUGGUUAUUUUAAUAAAUUUAUUAGACAUUCUAAUUUUACUCCAUGACUUCAAAAUACAUUCCACGAAUUUAGUAGAUGUAGCACUCUGUGGUGUUUCUUGUGUGGACACAAUCCUCCUGUAGACAGCGGGCUCGAUUCUAGUCUAGUUCAUUUUCAAACUUAUCUCCAAAAUUUAUUAACUUAAGAGGAAGCAUAUCAUUUCAGUAAGAUCUAACAGUAGUUGCUAACAGAUUUGCAAUAUAAUUAAUAAUUAGUUUAUGGCGGCCGAUAAAACAAUAUUUCGCGAAACCAUUAAAAUUGAAAAAGUAGGUAGUAGUAGAAACAGACAAAAGGGGUAUCGGAUCAACUCCAGUGUUGCCAUAUUUCAAAAUGUAUUUUUUUUUUUUAUUUUUACUUUUCUCUAAUAAUUUUAGAGAUGAGAGAGAACGAACAACACAGAAUCAGUCUCAUUCAGCUCAAAUGAUCCUUAAUUGUAAUAUCGAGGAGCGCAAUUACAACGACUAUUGUUAGCUACUAACCUCUGGUGUGGUUGGCAAAAUCUUGUUCAAUACAAACGCUGCAUUUGGAUACAGGUAUUGUAUGCCACUGCACGUGUUUAGUACUAACGUUAGGCAAUUAUGUGCAGUUAAUCAACUUGCCGUAUAUUAGGAGUGCAUGAUUUGUGAAUGGAUAUUGUAUUAUGUGCGAGAUCACAGGGUAAUCAUGUGUCAAUAUGUCGGAUUAGUUUUUUUUUUUUCCUAUGUAUCUUUAACAACUUAUUCAGUACAUUAUUUGUAUUUUGAUUAUUUAUAAAUUAUGAUAAUAUGUUUUAAAUAAAUUAUAAAUAAUUACAAUAGAGGUGAAAAGAAUUUAAUUAAUUAUAUUUAGGUUGACUAUACAAAUACUGUAGGUAGUGAAUUUGUCGUUUCUCAUGAUGUUUUUUUAACCAUGUCGACUAAAGAGAGCCAAAAACGCACCUUAAAAUGGAUUAUAUUAUUCCAAUCGUUCGUAUGAUUUCUUGCCGUAUUACCCAGUUCGUAGUACAAUUUAUUGUAAUAUAUAAAUGUAUUUGUUAUGUAAAUUCAAAAUCGAAUGGAAUAUUUUAACAUAAUAAUAAUAAUCUAUCCAAUCGUUUUGUCGGUGAACGGUCUUAUCUCAGCCAGACUGGAACAACAUCUCAGACGGUUGGGAUUCCGAGGCGGCUCACUCUCGGGAAAGAUGCAGAAAAGCGGUGCUCUUAGAUACUUCCCGAAUUAUACAUUAGUUUCUCUCCCUGGGGCCCUGAACCCCGGCACGACUGUGCUUCUGCCGGGGUUAGUUUGCCAUCUCCUCUCCUUAAGUGUGAAUUUUCUAAAAAUUUAAAAAAUAAUAAUAAUCAAUCUAUUGAAACCUGAAUUACAUGCACUGAAAUAAAUUAAUUCACUAGCCAUCUUUGUCUGAUGCCAAUUAAAUGUAAGAGAUGGCUAUAGUUAGUUAAGUUUUACAAAUCAAAUUAAUUUAAGACUAAUGUUGUUUUAAGUUCUAGUAUUUUUUAUCAGUCACAUAAUAGUUUAAAUGUAUUUCUAAUAAAUCUCUAGAAUAGUUGCGUCGCGCGAGAGAGUAUAAAUAAGUGAAUAAUAAUUUUAAAAAAGAAACUAAAGAACAGUGUCGGCGUGUAGCGGCGGGCGGCCAUCCGGGCAGCGCUCCGCCGCCUACAACCGCCUGCGCUGUAUGUCGCCAAACAAAACAUAGGACGCUACUCGUAUGUGAUGCUAUGUUAUAUUUAUGUUAUAAUACGAUACUGCGACUGCGCUCGCUUGUACUCGUUCACAUUUCUCUGUAAAUAUGAUGGUUAUACUUUAAAUAAAUAAAUGUAUGGCAGACAA